AUGGCUUUAUACUUGGAUCUGUUCAAGGGGUGCGCACGGCGUUCGGUCUGGCACUGGAUUAUACUGGCGCUUCACUUGCUCGCCAUCACACAUUCGGUGAUUGCAAAAGAGGUGGGAGAGGGAGCCGCAGUGUCGGGCGAGGGUCCGCAUGCGCACUUCGAGAUUUCCCCUGCAUAUAUCCAGUCUUUUGGAGAAUCAAAGUUGCACGGCCAGGGUCUGCACAAUGACAGGAACAAGCGUCAUGAUUACCACGCUGAGCCCUCUAUGCUGCCGCCAGGAGCUAAGGAGAUGCCGUCCGAACCUCCAUCAAAUGCCCUGCCAGAACUCCAUGGCGCGCUUGAGACAAUGCAAACGCACUUCUUCGAGCUCUGGUUAGGCACAUGGCCAGACUCCAUCGACUGGACAUCGGCCGUGCUGGGGACCUAUGUGUCCGCUUCUGUGUUCUCCCUCACACGAUCUCUUGAAUAUGUCCUACCGUUUACCCAGGCUACGCCAGCGUCAAUAGAAGGACAGCGGAUCGAGAAUGAGAUCAACAAGUAUUUUUCGCAUACGGUGGCGUACUAUUUCGGACAGAAUGCGUUCAGCAUCCGCACGCAAGCAUACGACGACAUGCUAUGGGUGGUUCUUGGCUGGCUCGAGAACAUUAGAUUCAUGAACCUACAUACGAAACUGCAUUAUCCUUCCUCAGGCACCUCGCCCCGGUAUGACGGCUGGUAUGGCAAACAGUUCGAGGCCGCCUUCGCUCAUCGCGCUCACGUUUUCUACGACAUCACCACACACGGCUGGGACACGAAGCUAUGCGGCGGCGGCAUGACCUGGAACCCGCAUCUGACUCCGUACAAGAACGCCAUCACCAACCAGCUCUUUAUCUCGGCAUCCAUUGGCAUGUAUCUUUACUUUCCAGGGGAUGAUAAUUCAGCCCCAUUUGUUCAAGACGACGCUUAUGCUCAAAAUAUUCCGUCCGCGAGGCCGCAUGACCCCAAGUAUCUGUGGGCAGCGGUCGAAGGAUAUGAAUGGCUCAGCACGAGCAACAUGACGAACAAGAAGGGGCUUUAUGUCGACGGCUUCCACAUCAGCGGAUGGAACCGCAAUGGUAGUAUCGGGACCGGCAAGUGCGACGAUCGGAAUGAAAUGGUAUACACCUACAACCAAGGUGUUCUGCUCUCCGGUUUACGUGGAUUGUGGGAAGGAACCGGCCAGCUUCGCUACUUGGAGGACGGUCAUACACUGAUUCGAAAUGUCAUGGCGGCGACCGGCUGGCCUGAUGAAGGAGUCCCGCACGACAGAAGGUGGGCUGGGCUAGGUCGCUAUGGCAUCCUCGAGGAGGUUUGUGACUCCUCAGGGAGCUGCUCUCAGAAUGGACAAACUUUCAAGGGCAUCUUCUUCCACCACCUUACACUUUUCUGCGAGCCGCUGCCUCGAACGCCUCUGAUACCGGGGAAAACUUUUUGGGCGAGUCCGGCGGAGUCAAUGCUUCAUGCACAGAGCUGCAAAGAGUAUGCGCCCUGGGUCACGCACAAUGCUCGUGCGGCAUUGAACACGAGAAAUGAAAAGGGCGAGUUCGGAAUGUGGUGGGGAGGGCGCUACGAGGAUGACGAUUGCGCGGAGUACGGAGCGCCUCUUCCGGAGGGAGCCGUGGACUAUCGCAAUGAUGUAUCAGUCUCAGGUGAAAAGCAAUGGAUGGUUCUGGAGGGCCUCGAAGUGGAUGAUCACCAUCUUCGUACACCGGAUCGGCUUCCAAGGCCUGCAAGCAGAGCCCAUACUGGACCAGCCAGGGCGAUCGCGGAUUCAGGCUCCGACGCCCCUGGCCUUAUCAACACUGCUGGUGAUGCCAACGAUCGCGGACGAGGACGGACUGUCGAGACGCAGGGUGGUGGAGUCGCCGUACUUCGCGCUAUGUGGGAGUUCGUUAACAUGUACAGACAAGAACGCUAA
Molecule: messenger RNA, 1935 nt
Organism: Coniosporium apollinis CBS 100218
Lineage: Eukaryota; Fungi; Ascomycota; Dothideomycetes
Exons: 1
Coding region: 1-1935 (644 amino acids)
Biological process (GO): carbohydrate metabolic process
Source: RefSeq, a predicted model, not a curated record